This is a messenger RNA of Prunus armeniaca (apricot), 1479 nucleotides long. The record is from the annotation of a GenBank genome assembly. NCBI's taxonomy places the organism in Eukaryota, Viridiplantae, Streptophyta, Magnoliopsida, Rosales, Rosaceae.
AUGCCGAAAACAAGGGCGAAUGCUUCUGGAGAUGCAUCUGAAAGACCUAUAGAAUCUGAAGAGCGGGUGGACCUUGAUGGAGACAACGAUCCUGAAGAAACAAUAGAAGAAGAGGUCGAGUAUGAAGAAGUAGAGGAAGAGGAGGAAGUGGAAGAGGUGGAAGAGGAAGAGGAAGAAGAGGAAGAAGAAGAUCCAGAGGAGGGUGAGGAAGAGGGAGAAAACAAGGGAGCUGCUACAAAAUCUAAUGGACAGAAAAGCUCAGAUGGUGAUGAAGUGAUGAUAGUUGUUGAAGGAGAGGAGGAAGAAGAAAAAAAGAAGCAUGCGGAGCUUCUUGCACGCCCUCCGCAUGGAUCAGAGGUGUAUCUUGGUGGCAUUCCUCAUGAUGCAUCUGAAGAGGAUUUGAGGGGAUUUUGUGAAUCUAUUGGGGAAGUUACUGAGGUUAGAAUAAUGAAGGGAAAAGAUUCAGGUGAGGCCAAAGGUUAUGCUUUUGUCACCUUCAGAAACAAGGAGUUGGCUUCUAAGGCCAUUGAGGAACUGAACAAUUCUGAGUUAAAGGGAAAAAGGAUUAAAUGUUCUACAUCUCAAGCAAAGCAUCGGUUGUUUAUUGGAAAUGUUCCCAGAAAUUGGGGAGAGGAGGAUAUGAAGAAGGCUGUAACAGAUAUCGGACCAGGAGUCAUUUCUGUGGAACUGUUGAAGGACCCACAGAACUCCAGCCGGAAUCGUGGAUUUGCUUUCAUUGAGUAUUAUAAUCAUGCGUGUGCAGAAUAUUCAAGACAAAAGAUGUCCAGCCCAAAAUUUAAGCUCGACACCAAUGCUCCUACUGUGAGCUGGGCUGAUCCUAAAAAUACAGAAUCCUCUGCUGCUUCUCAGGUGAAGGCAGUGUAUGUCAAGAAUUUACCAAAAGACAUUACUCAGGAGAGUCUAAAGGAGCUGUUUGAACGUCAUGGAAAGAUCACAAAGGUGGUUCUCCCACCUGCUAAAGCAGGACAUGAAAAGAGCAGAUUUGGUUUUGUGCACUUUGCGGAAAGGGCAUGUGCAAUGAAGGCAUUGAAGAACACUGAAAAAUAUGAAAUUGAUGGUCAAGUUUUGGAAUGCUCUCUUGCAAAGCCACAAGCAGAUCAGAAGUCUUCUGGAUCAUCAAAUCAUCAGAAGUCACCCUUACUUCCAACCUACCCACCACGUCUCAGUUAUGGCAUGGGAGGGAGUAGUCCAUAUGGUGGAUUGAGUGCUGGAUAUGGUGGCGGUGCAGGGUUUGCCCAACCACUGAUCUAUGGUAGGGGACCAACUCCUGCUGGAAUGGCAAUGAUGCCUAUGCUUUUGCCGGAUGGAAGGAUUGGAUAUGUCCUGCAACAACCCGGAAUGCAACCACACACCCCUCCACCGCAGUCUAGAGGUGGAAGAAGUGGUGGUGGCAACUCAAGUGGUGGAAGGCGCAGUGGUGACAACAAUCGUGGCCGCAGUCGCUAUAACCCUUAUUAA